Messenger RNA from Labeo rohita (rohu), 1274 nucleotides. It is a transcript of the gene gm2a, whose product is annotated as ganglioside GM2 activator. Gene Ontology annotation, cellular component: cytoplasmic side of plasma membrane. Lineage: Eukaryota; Metazoa; Chordata; Actinopteri; Cypriniformes; Cyprinidae. The transcript has 4 exons. The record is from RefSeq and is a predicted model, not a curated record. Gene Ontology annotation, biological process: lipid transport; ganglioside catabolic process. Bases 280 to 882 code for a protein of 200 amino acids. Gene Ontology annotation, molecular function: enzyme activator activity; lipid carrier activity.
CUGUAUAUCGCAGAAAUGGCUAAGUAACAUGCGGAAAGAUUCUGGCAAAGUAUUUGAAUACCAUAACACACUCACAUGACGAGCGCUAAUAGUUCUUGUUGGGAAGCAGUUAACAGUCAACGCCCUUUAUUGUCCUGUUGGUUUGUCAGGUGCUGUUGAGACGCAUCGUGUUGAGCAGGGCUUGUGUUUGGAUAUGUUCGCUUGCGCUUUUGUAAAGCUGUCUACUUAAAAUCCAAAGUUAACACUGCACGUCGUGUUUUUAAAUAUACAUCGUGCAAAAUGAAAAGCUGCGUUUCCGUGUUUAUUGCUCUUUUCGCUGCGAGCUGUGUUUGGCUGGAAGGCUCGAGUCUGUUGCACGGCAGGAGAACCUCUAAAUUCACUAUGGUGUGGGGGUUUUCUUGGAAAAACUGCGGUAAACAAGAUGAUCCUGCACAGUUGAAGUCUCUUAGUAUAUCUCCAGAUCCCAUUGCCAUCCCUGGACAGCUGACAGCAGCUGCAUCAGGAUCCACAUCAGUAGAGCUGGCAUCUCCUCUCUCUGUGAACGUGACAUUAGAAAGAGAAGUAGUUGGUGUGUGGGUGAAAAUACCAUGUUUGGAUGAAAUAGGAAGUUGUCAUUAUCCUAAUGUCUGUGACCUGCUCGAUCAACUCAUUCCGCCAGGACAGGACUGUCCUGAGCCUCUGCAUACAUACGGCCUACCCUGCCACUGCCCGUUCAAAGCUGGUGAUUAUGCUUUGCCAUCAUCAGACAUCGUCAUACCAGAUGUUGAACUGCCUGGCUGGCUGACCAAUGGCAACUACAGAGUACAGGGCAUUUUAGGAAACUCUGGUAAAGAACUGGGAUGCCUCAAAAUCAGCUUCUCAUUGCAUUCCUCCAAGAAGUAAACGAAAGGUAGCAUUUGAUUCAUCUACAGGACUUUUACUUAAGGUUGUCUAACUUUUUUAAAUGAUUAAAUUUUAGUCAUAAUGAGCACAUUUCUUUUUAACUAACAAGGAAUCUCAUUGAAUUGUUUUUAAAUGAUUGGUGGAAGUUGUAAAUAUUGUUUACAUCAGUUUACUUCAUAAAGUUUGACUGCACAGUUUGGUUUUCCUUUUCAUUUUAUUUCUUAAUUUAAUUAACAUGUUAACAAUGCUUUGUCUAGUUUUAACUGCUGGUUUUGUGAUUUGAUUUCUGGCAUUAAUAAAGUUCAGUGUCUAGGUGAAACUAAAUCAGUUCUCUUUAAAAGAAACAAUUCUGUUUUUUUGUUUUUAAUAAACAUUCAAGUGUUUAGUAGUUA